Odontomachus brunneus is the source of this 2413-nucleotide messenger RNA. Its product is annotated as mothers against decapentaplegic homolog 3-like. Gene Ontology annotation, biological process: cell differentiation; BMP signaling pathway; SMAD protein signal transduction. The transcript has 2 exons. The record is from RefSeq and is a predicted model, not a curated record. NCBI's taxonomy places the organism in Eukaryota, Metazoa, Arthropoda, Insecta, Hymenoptera, Formicidae. Bases 274 to 561 code for a protein of 95 amino acids. Gene Ontology annotation, molecular function: DNA-binding transcription factor activity, RNA polymerase II-specific; I-SMAD binding; RNA polymerase II cis-regulatory region sequence-specific DNA binding. Gene Ontology annotation, cellular component: heteromeric SMAD protein complex.
ACAUCCGCGAAGAGCGCCGACAGCGGCCGAGUCGGGCCGAGCCACGCACAGGGCACACUAUGGCGGCCGUGGCAAAAUUUUCGCCGUCUGCGUGAGAGCGAUUUACGCAUUGUCGGUACGGAGCGCGAGUCACGGUGUCGGUGAUCGGCGCACGGCCGCCAACGCGCAAGCCGGGUCCCUCGGGCGAGCAAUCGCGCGACACAGUCCGUACGCGCCCCGCGACAACCCGUCGGAGCGGCCCGAUGCGGGUCGCGCGCGCUCGUCGUAGGGCAAAUGAUGACUUCGAUGCUGCCCAGCUUUAACCCGCCUAUCGUCAAGCGGCUGCUGGGCUGGAAGAAGGCCGAGAGCGAGGACAAAUGGAGCGAGAAGGCCGUUAAGAGCCUGGUGAAGAAGCUGAAGAAGUCCGCGGGCCUCGAGGAGCUCGAGAAGGCCAUCACGACGCAGAGUUGCAACACCAAGUGCAUCACUAUACCAAGGCGCGGCACAAAAAUCGUACGACGACAGGGCGUGGUGCCGCGGAAAUUGAACACGAGCGAGAUCGCGUUGGUAACGAUAGAAUAAGCGUCUCCUCGCGUUGUUACGCGAAGACCGACUCGAAAUUUCAGCCCUAUUUUCGAUCUGAACUUUCUAACAUCUACAUGUUCUGAAGGAUUAAUGUAUGUUUAAUAUACACAUGGAGAGUUCUAUAUAAUGCUUUUAAAUGACAGAGAACGUACAAAGUGCCACUUGUAGGUUCUAAAGAGAAUCUCCUGACAAAGUCAAUGAGUUAAAUAGAAUCAAAAGAGGUUGAUUAUUUAUAUAAUGAGGAUUUAAAGUUGAUCCGAGAUUAAAGACGACUUGAGUUGACUUGAUUUGAUGGUAGGUGAAUAAAAAGGAGAAAGAGAGAGAACUUUCUAACAUCUACAUGUUCUGAAGGAUCAAUGUAUGUUUAAUAUACACAUGGAGAGUUCUAUAUAAUGCUUUUAAAUGACAGAGAACGUACAAAAUGCUACUUGUAGAUUGUAAAGAGAUCUCCUGACAAAGUCAAUGGUUUAAAUAGAAUCAAAAGAGGUUGAUUAUUUAUAUAAUGAGGAUUUAAAGUUGAUCCGAGAUUAAAGAUGACUUGAGUUGACUUGAUUUGAUGGUAGAUGAAUAGAAAGGAGAAAGAGAGAGAAUCUCACGAGAAAGUCAGGUGGUCAAAUGGAAUUGAAAGAAAUUGACGUAGGCUUCAAGAUAUCGAAUUAGUUAAAUGGAAUAUUGAGGUCGAAAGUGGUAUCAAAAUUUCGACUCGGGUAACAUGGUUUCGCGGUAAUUCUACACCACGGCUGCGGGAAGAGGGACAGAGGCGCGGAGGAGACGGGGAACUUUUUCAUUAGUGCCUUUCUCGCGGUAUCGACGCGCGUGCCGAUAUUUCAUCAGCGAGUCUCGCAAAGAAGGGGGCAUCUCCGCCACGGAUACACGGCUAUGUACAGAAAUGGUUGUAAUGCAAUUAUGCGCCGAGUAUUGACUUUACAAAGAGAGAGAGAGAGAGAGAGAGAGAGAGAGAGAGAGAGAGAGAGAGAGAGAGAGAGAGGCGCACGGAGCCGCACACUCGCGCCAAACUUGUAAUUCAAAAGCGCCCGCGAGAUCCACUAUUCAUUAGCCACUGAAACAUUCGACAGUCGGAAUCGUGCAGUCGCAGUCGGUGUAGUUACCAGCCAGACAGACAGUUAACAGCGUCUUCCCUAUUUAUUCCGCCAAUUCCUCAUUCCGUUGUGUCACGUAACGACGCAUUCCGUAUGCUCCGCCGCUUAAAUGACGGAUCCUUAUUCACGUUGCUCACGUCGCGCUCGCCGUGGCACGUGCAGGCUCGCUUUGAAAAAUGUAAAACAACGUCGAAUUCGCGGCGAGCUGAGACCGUGCGAGCGAAUAAUGGAUGAUCGGAGCAACAGUGCCGGGAGCCGUGGACAGAAAGAGAGGGAAAACCGAGAAAUUUGUGCGGGACAUUAAAUCGAUACUUACACGAGACUCUACGUGUUUCAAUGUCAACCCGCGACAUUGUAUGCCCGGUUGCGCACUUUUUAUCGGAUGAAGCUGCGGCGCCUCCACUUGCCAAAUGAAAAUACCGCCACUCUUCGCUCGUUUUCAGGGAGAUUCCACUCUAAGGAAUUUUCAACGCAGAGCUUCUGUCCUCAUGUGUGUGUAUGUGUGUGUGUGUGUGUAUUACAUCUACGUCGAUCCUUCAGAAUGUACAGAAAAGUUCAGGUCGAAAGGGUAGAACCGAAAUCCCGACUCGGAACUCGAAGCGCUGCCUUCGAUAAAACGUAUCUAAACCAUUUUGUGCACUGAGAGAAAAAUGUAUGAUAUUUGGAACUAUAAUAGCAUAGUAAAAAUAUUAUAGUUAUAUAACUAUAUAUUAUAGUUAUAUAAAUAUUUUAGGAAUAUAAUUUUUAUA